Molecule: messenger RNA, 858 nt
Organism: Mycosarcoma maydis (corn smut)
Lineage: Eukaryota; Fungi; Basidiomycota; Ustilaginomycetes; Ustilaginales
Exons: 1
Coding region: 1-858 (285 amino acids)
Biological process (GO): meiotic DNA integrity checkpoint signaling; mitotic intra-S DNA damage checkpoint signaling; nucleotide-excision repair
Cellular component (GO): nucleolus; checkpoint clamp complex; site of double-strand break
Source: RefSeq, a predicted model, not a curated record
AUGAGGUUCAGAACGCAGAUAGCCGAUGUCUCGAUCUUUACGCGUGUGGUGCAGUCUAUUGGCAAAGUUGCCAACAAAUGCAUCCUCAAACUCACGCCGGACAAGAUUCACAUGAUCUGCCUGGGCGACACCGAUGGUACGCAGAUCUGGUCGCAGAUGCAGGUCGACUCGAUCUUUCAGGACUACCGCAUCGAGUCCAACUUUCAGAAUCACAUCAACCUCGAGGUGUCACCAGACACGUUACUAAAGGCGCUCAAGUCGGCUCACAACGCGUACAGUGUGAUCCUUCGUCUGGCCAAACGCAACAAGGACCCUCUGCUCAGCUUCUCCAUCUCGGCACAGAGCCAUACGGGUGCUAAGCUCGAGGUGGUGCAGGAUGUGCUGAUCAAGGUACUCAAACCAGCCGAGAUGAGUCGCAUUGUGGAGCCGCUGUGUCCUGAACCGGACGUUCAUAUCAUUCUGCCCAAGUUGCUCCACCUGCGCACUGUGGCAGAUCACAUGCGCUCGCUGUCGGACGUGGUGACGCUCUCUGCGAACCGACAAGGUGAACUGCGAUUGUCGGUGGUGGAAGAUGAGGUUAGCCUGGACACUACUUGGUCGGGUCUGGCGCAUCCCACCAUUGAAGCAUCACAGUCGAGCCCAGCACAAAACCAGGAGAGCGAUCCAAGCCAACACAAAAGCGUCAAUCUUGAGACCAAGUCGUUGCUCAAAUUCUUGUCGAGCUACCUUGUUGCUACGACCACGAUUGCAUGCAUCUGCGCCAAUCACUGCGCCAUUUUUUAUGUGUACAUUGGCGACGUCGACAAGAGCAGCGGUGUCAUGACGUUUUUCCUACCUGGUGUUGUCCGCGAGGAUUGA